UGUAAAAAGAUCUACUUCCUAAAAGAUCUUUCCAAAAGAUCCUUGACGGUUAAUUCAAUUACUUGCAACAAAUUAAACGUUAUUCCGGCUGAAUAACUUUGAAGCACGUGUACCUUUUAAAAACCCCAAGCAAUUCAACUUCAAAACAAUUUUCUUAACGUUGGUUUUGCAACGAAUUCUGUAGCAUGGUUUUGUACAGCGAAUCUUACUUAAUUUUAACAUUCAACAAUGCACUAGGAAUGCUGAAAACAUUAUACACACACAUUGCAAAUCCAGUUUUUUAAAACAGUUUACACAAAUACACAAAUGUAACCCACGAAUAAACUGUUAUUCGUGUCAAAUUUGACACUAGACAAGUCCUCUCUAUAUGUCAUUUUUAAAGCACUUUGACAGUUCGAUCGAACAUUAUACAAAACAUGAUUCCCAAAUUAAAUUGAUUAUUUAUUUAAAACGAUACAAUUUCGCCUCGCCAACUCUUAAAACACAGCGUUAAAUAAUUACUAAACGUUUCCUGUUUAAUUUUACGUUGUUAACAAACGAAAUUUGCUUCUUGCAGCGCAACUGAUUCCAAUAUGGCCAGUACUCACGUUGACACUAUAAACAAAGCAAAAUCAAACGUAAACAAAUCAAGAGGGAAACAAAAUAAAGAUGCAAAAUAUAUUUUGCUGUAGAAGAAAAGACAUCUGAUUGUGCGGAGCGAGUGAAAUUUCAAUUAAAAAAGCUCAUUUAAUCAAACCCACACAGUAUUUUGAAGCAAGCGGCAUUGGAUAAAGCAAAUUUGUGUUCAAAUAUCACCAUCACCUUCAGGAACGAUAUUACGAUAUUAACAGAUCAUAGGCAGUAUAAGAGUGAAAGAGUAUAAUCGCUAAAAGCGUUAUUAAUCCACUGCACAGCAUCAUGGAUUCGGAUGAUUGUGGUACAAAAAGAUCCGGUCGGGGACGUGGACGUGCCAAAGGCACCCGUGGUCGUGGUCGCGGUCGUGGCCGUGGUCGUGGUAAAAAAGCUACACGUGUAAUCUCUUCCGACGAGGAAGUGGAUGUCGCAUCAUCUGAACCGGAAAAGGAAUUGAUUAUACAGCCGGAAAAGCAUCAUUCUACUGCAAUCAAAAAACCAGCAAUAAUACUACCACCGAUUGCGGUUGCUGAGCCAGCCGAACCAGACCCGGAACCGUUGGCCCCCGCGAGUAUUCUUCCGGCGCCUAGUAGCGCUCCAUUAAUUAUCGACAUGGAGGCAGACAUUUCGCAGUUGGAAGCACCCACCUUCACCACGAUUAGCCGCGGUCCACCGGAACCAAUGUUGCGGCUGAGCUGGAACCAUAAGGUGAACCUAAUUGGCGAAAAGGUGCUUAAUCCGAUGAUCUACUGCUGCGAUCAAUGUGACAAUCCAAUACUCAUUUACGGUCGUAUGAUACCGUGCAAGCAUGUGUUCUGUCUACGGUGUGCGCGUUCCGACACCUUCAAGGUGUGUCCGCGCUGUAACGAAAAAGUAGUACGGGUGGAACAAACGCGCCUCGGUACGGUCUUCAUGUGUACGCACGGUGGUACACGGUACGGUAAUACUGGCUGCCGGCGGACGUAUUUAUCGCAGCGCGAUCUGCAAGCACACAUUAAUCAUCGACACGUGACAAAUCCAGCGCCGCCAGCACAGCCAACGAUACAGCCACUGGUUAUACCGUCACCAAACACUACCGUCCCGAUACAACCGAUGGAACUGUCGCCGAUGAGUAAGCUGCUAUCGGAAAAGGUAAACUCCGGUGGGGUAGCCUCGUUGCGCAAGAACUCCUGCGAACAACUCAAUUCGCCACGGUCCGGAAUGAUGCGACAGAGCGAACACGGGGACAGUUACUACAGUUACGGCAGCUCUGGCUCCUACAAUACCAGCCAUACCGCUUCCAACCAGCAACAUCACAUGCCGAUCGGUGUAUCGCAACAAUCGCCUGCACAUCAGCAUCUGUCCCGCGCCGGUUACUCACCGUACGGACAUCAGACAUCAUCUCCGCAACAGCAGCAAAUACAAUCAUCCACGACGCCCUCCAUAUCGUCGACGCUCUGGAGCCAAUCCACCAGUCAGUAUUAUCGCUAAACGGAAAAUUUCUCAUCUGUAGUGGUAAAACUCACGCUCAAUUUUCAAGAGUGCGGAAUGUAAAAUAUUACUAAAAUAUGAACUCAAUGAAACACUGUAUUUACGUUUUGGAACGUAAAAACAUAAAAAUAAUUAUUUACGCUUUAAGUGAAUCGGAAUUAUAAACGUUUAAAAAAAAUCCAUUAGAAUAUACUAAAAGUGUAUAUUAAAAAUGAAUUGAACUUUUUCGAACUGAUAUUACUUUUAGAAACAAAAAAAAAGUUUUUUUAUUUUUUUAUUUUUAUAU
This is a messenger RNA of Anopheles funestus (African malaria mosquito), 2368 nucleotides long. It is a transcript of the gene Hakai, whose product is annotated as E3 ubiquitin-protein ligase Hakai. The record is from RefSeq and is a predicted model, not a curated record. The coding region runs from base 898 to 2082 and encodes 394 amino acids. The transcript is spliced from 3 exons. Gene Ontology annotation, biological process: regulation of cell adhesion; protein ubiquitination. Gene Ontology annotation, molecular function: ubiquitin protein ligase activity. NCBI's taxonomy places the organism in Eukaryota, Metazoa, Arthropoda, Insecta, Diptera, Culicidae.